Molecule: messenger RNA, 1489 nt
Organism: Vespa velutina
Lineage: Eukaryota; Metazoa; Arthropoda; Insecta; Hymenoptera; Vespidae
Exons: 3
Coding region: 585-938 (117 amino acids)
Source: RefSeq, a predicted model, not a curated record
CGUGGCUGCAGGUCAUUUCAAUGCGUACCAGGUUAUACCUGUGUCCUGGAUGGUGAAUGGGAGUUAUACACGUCGAUCCUCACGGACCUCACCGUGAGGUUUCUCCUUUCCUCUAUCUCUCUCUCUCUUUCUCUCUCAUUUUCUCUUUUCUUCCUCUUGCACUUCGUAUCUUUCUCUCCCACUCUUAAACCUUAUUCUCUCUCUCUUUCUCUUUCUAUCUCUCUCUUUCACUAUUUCCCUCUCUCUCAAUCUCAGUUUCCAUCCUUCUUUUCUCUGGCUACCGUCUCCGUCCUUCCAGAGUGAGCUUCGACGAGAGGCAUAUCGUGUGCUAGUCGAGGCAUGUGCUCGCCAGUUUACCUCAGGAUCUCGAACCGGUCGCGACGCUACGUUCGGAAGAUUCCAAAUAUUCGAGUUAUACGAGUCGUACGAGGUCAAAGCUUGAGGGUCUAAUCCUUAGCCAAUAGAUUUGAAAUAUUGCAUUAUCUUUCACAUUCCUUCUUCUAUCUUCUUAGCUUAUCUCGUUAAAUUUUUGUUUUUUUCGACAAAAGUGAAAAUUUCUUUGGAGGAUUUGAUUUUCGAAAAAAAUGGGAACGCAAAUGCGAAGCGUCGUCACCGAUAAACUCGCCACAACCACCAAAGGUAUAUCUUGGUCGACUACAGAAACACCUUUCACACCGGAAGAAGAAGAUGCGAUUGUAACUUUGGUCGUCGUAGUAAUUGGUGUAAUCGUCACUAUUGUUAUUUUAUUUUCAAUGGGAAUUUUUAUCGAUUGUAAACAUCAAAAGAAGGAAACAUUUAAGAAGAGGAAACCGAGACUAAAAAUGCCACAAAUUCCACGCGUUCGAAGGACACAACCUGACGACGUUAAGUCCUUUGCCUCCGAUAUGUGUCCAAACGAUACAACCGAUUCGUUUUCAACGAGAGAUGCCAUAGUUUGAUUAUCUUCAAUCGAACGAUUCUCUUUUCGUAUUGACUGAUAUAAGUGCAAGAAUUUCGUUCGAAACAGUCGAAGAAACAGAAACAAUUAAUGACUUUUUUCUACGAACUUACGAAAAAAUUUCACGAACUACGUUGAUAGGAUAUUAUAUAUCCAUUACUACUACGAAGUCGAACGACAUAGUGUUUUAUCGCUGUGAUUUAUGCAAUCUUCUUUUACGUAACUCUUCUUCAUCGUGCUUUUUUUUCCAUUGAAAAGCAGCAAGAAAGAGCAGGUACCGAUUUAUUAAAACUAACGAAUUAUCGAUCAUUGGUCGAUCAAAGUCUCUUCUCGAUUGUUUUAUACGAUUGCGCUGGGUUGCUUCUCGAUUAUUGAUUUUCAAAUAUAAAUUGAAUUGAGAAUCACGUACAACGAGAUUCGAAUUAUCGUAACCAAUGACCGUUUUAUUGGAGAGGUUAAACAAAUAGAAAAAAGUAUAUCACUGAAAAUAUUUGAUACAUGUCUCUCAACAACCUACCAUUAAUUUUUCUCUAGAAUUGUUCCAACGAAUUU